AUGGAGGGUCCUUGGAAGAAGCCAUGGGUGAUUUUGAUGGAAGGAAUAGUAUUGAUUCAAUUAUUCGGUAGGAAUAAUGGGUGCUUUACGGAAGAGAAGAGGUCUUUGCUUGAUUUCAAGGCUUCUUAUUCCAAUUAUGCUUUGUUGCCUUCUUGGGUGAAUGAUAGUCCAAAGAGCAACUGUUGUGAAUGGGAGCGUGUAACUUGUGAUCCCUUCUCUGGCCACGUCACCCAUCUCUCUCUGGAAUCUGUAAAUAGAAACUCCGGUCGAACCGGUUGGGGUGGAUGCCUUGAUAAUACAAAUUCAAGCAGCUUAAAUGGGUCUUUAUUCUUAUCUUUCAAGUAUCUGAGAUAUCUUAGUCUGUCUGCUAAUUGUUUUGAUGGCUUCAUUUGGGAGAGAGCUUUGAGUUUUUGCUAUGGAGACAGCAAUGACAUGAAUAAUGUUCAGCUAAAUGAUGAUGUUCUUGGCCUGAUUAACCGGGUUCAAUGCAAUCCAGCAACAGGAAGAGUCACUGAGAUCAAUCUUGUUGGGUUAGGAUUAUCUGGAAGAAUUGGAAAAGGCCUUGAGAAGUUGCAGCAUCUAAUGGUAUUGUCUCUUUCUCAUAACGAUUUCAAUGGUAGCAUUACUCCUUCACUUACACUUUCCAGCACCAUUCAGAAUCUUAAUCAAAGUCACAAUGGCUUCUCCGGUCAAAUGCCAACUUCAUUUUUCAACAUGAGUUCAAUUAGGUCUCUUGAUCUUUCUCACAACUCAUUCUCAGGACAUAUCCCUCAAAGUUUCUUUGACAGUUACAAUUUCCUUCACUACUUUUCUUUGUCCAAUAACCUGUUUGAAGGACAAAGUCCUAGCAGAAUCUCUAGAUGUUCUUCAUUGAAUAGCACUAAUCUUUCGAAUAACCAUUUUGCCGGUUAUAUUGAUUUUGCUGUUGUUUGGUCAUUGAGCAGGCUUAGGCAAUUGGAUUUUUUCAGCAAUGCCUUAUCAGGUUCUUUGCCUAAUGAAAUUUCUAAAUUGCAGCUGCAUCUGACUCAUUUUGAUCCUCGGGUUAACUAG
Molecule: messenger RNA, 1050 nt
Organism: Arachis ipaensis
Lineage: Eukaryota; Viridiplantae; Streptophyta; Magnoliopsida; Fabales; Fabaceae
Source: RefSeq, a predicted model, not a curated record